This is a messenger RNA of Vitrella brassicaformis, 2308 nucleotides long. Lineage: Eukaryota; Vitrellaceae. The record is from the annotation of a GenBank genome assembly.
CUCUCCGAAACGCGUCCAAACGAUACGAAGAGCACAGGCUCAGCAAAGACCACAUUGACGCAUAAGCGCGUAACAUAACUGCGGGGAAGAGAGAUCUCCUGCUCUGACUGAUGGGCUGCUCUGUCAGCAAGCGUAAGCACACAAAACUGGAGGCAUCAAGUGCGCAUCAGAUUGGUGUGCUAUGCUGCAUGUCGGUUUCGUUUCAUCAGCCGAAGACACCUUCGGGCCGGCCAGUGCACAGGUAUGCAGGCAAGCACAGCACGCCGGACGGACCGUCACGGGUGCUCCAUCUUUCUGUUUGCGUCAGGUUCGCAUCUCGCAAGGUGUCGGCUCCAACGCACCAGCAUCCAGGUAAGCAGACAGGCCGGGGCACAGGGCGGGAGAGGCGACAGACGACUUGACUCGCACUGGGCCCUGCCUGUGCUUGUUGCAGCGCCCUUGGUUCCACUGGUGCGGAGCGGGCGAGCUUAGAGUCAAAAGUGGUGAGUGCGGGCCUGUCUGAUCUACGCGACACUGGCGGGGAUGGAUGGAUGGAUGCUUCAUGUGUGCAGGUGCUGCUGGGAGAUUCGGGGGUGGGCAAGUCGAGCCUGGCGCUCAGAUUCUGCCAGGGUGUGUGAGAAAUGAUGACUGACGCGAACAGCCAACACAAGCAAAGGACGACUCUGUGUGUGUGUGUGUGUGUGUUGUGGUGGUGUUUGUGUGUCAGGGAGGUUCUCGCCCUACCACGAAGUCACCAUCGGUGAGCUUGCAGCCACACAUGGAUAGGCUAUCAGAUGCACAUGUGUCGCUGGUUGGCUGAUUGGUUGGUUCGUCCACAGGCGCGGCGUUUCUGCAGCAAAUUGUCAGGCUGAAGGAUGGUAUGAUGGCGUGGGAAUGGACGCACCGCAAGUGUGCAUCUUGUUCAUAUCACUCUUUUCUGCGCUGAUUGGGUCGUUCACGUCACGCAGGGAGCCAGCUGAAGCUGCACAUAUGGGAUACGGGCGGACAGGAACGGUACGCAAAACACUCACGAACAGCCUGCUUACUUGCACGAGACCAUGUCGUGAGCUUGCGGGUGGAUGUGUGUCUGCUGCGGCAUAGGUUUCGCGCGAUGGCACCGCUGUACUAUCGGUAAGUGUCCAUCCAACACGCGGCGCACACUCUCGACGAGGCGUGUGAUGCUGGUCAUCCAUGUGUGUGUGUGUGUGUUCCUUUGUUUCUGUUACUGUCAGCGAUGCGUGGGGUGCGGUGAUUGUCUACGACUGCAGCCACGCCCCGACAUGGGAAUCAGUCAAAUUCUGGGUGGGUGGGUGUGCAUGUGUCUGGGUGUGUUGUGAGUGUGUGUGUGUGUAUGUGUUUGUGUGUGUGACGUGUGACGUCUUAACAGGUGGGUGAGUUGCAGGCCAAGGGCCGCCCCAACUGCUGCAUGGCCAUCGCGGCCAACAAGUGCGACACGCAGGACUGGCAAGUAGACUCUAAGGUAUGAAUGAAUGGAUGUAUGUGGGUUCGAUGGUGCCGCCGCGAUCCACGAGCAUUCCUGUGUGUGUCUGUUUCCAUUCCAGGAGGCUCGGGAGUACUGUGAGAGCAAUGACUUCAUCUUUGUGGAGUGCUCAGCCAAGGUGGGUGGGCGGGCGGACCAGUGAGCCAACAGUCACGCACUACAUAUGUGUGCCUGCCUCUCUGAUUGCCUGUCGUCUCUGUCUGUCUGGGCAGACUGGAGAGAACGUCGGCAGGCUAUUUGAGCUCCUAGGUACGGAGAGAGGCAUCCAUUACACACACGCACGAAUGAUAAUAGAUAGAUCUGUCGAUGUGUGUGGAUGUGAUGUGUGUGGACGCAUGUACGUGUUUAUGUGAUCCCUCCAUCAGCCAACAAGGUGUACCAGCAGAUGCUCAAAGGCGACCCCAGAUAGAUGAGAAACGGCCAGGCAGCCAGCCAGCCAGGAUCUAAGGACUCUAGCUGUCGGUGUGGUGGUGGUGUACAGUACCAAUCAAUAACACGCGAUCGCACACACUUCUAUUGACUAACUCACACGAUGGUACACGCAGAAAGCAGAACACUUGGCUGGCCACUGCCCUUUUUGAGACCGACCGCAUUGACCACCUACCUCUGUUUAGCGUUGCAUACAUAAACAUGCAUCCGUGUGUUUCUGUGGGUCUGUGGGUCUCUCUCUCUCUGAUUGGCAUGUCGCGACACUUUCCCCCACACUCAAUGUACAGCUGUGUUUCUUGGAGGUGAGCAGCCCCAGACUCAGCCAACACGUACAUCCACACCACACAUGAAUGAUGCUCGGUGCUUAAGGACAGAGAGAGAGAGAGAGGCAGACGGAGA